GUCAGCACUAGAGUCUAGACCUAGAGUCUGGGGAGGCGAGAGUCGAGACGGAUUGCAUGUUUGGAGCAUUAACUCCAUUCGGUCUGUAAACUAUAAAAAAUAUCUAGGACGUUUCUCAAGAGAUGGAAGAGAGGACUAUUAACAGUUCCGCUUUCUUUUCUCGUGCGAGUACCUAGUCGAAAAUAGUGCUUCCCGGGAGGAAAAGUGCGAUGAUCAGAACGGGAAAAACGGCCGCUCAGCCGACAAAGGCCUCGAACAACGUCUCCAAGCAGGAGGCGACCUGCAACUACGAACCGCGCAUCUGCAACCAGCCGGUCCUCGAGAACUACGACUAUUGCUUCAAACACAUUUUGGAGGAUAAAAACGCUCCGUACAAACCUUGUGGAUACGCUUAUCCGUCCAACAACAAAAGGUGCCUCCUCCCAGCACCUAGGGGCGACAAAAGGGACAUCGGAUAUUGUACUUUACACGUUUGGAAGGCACAAAUGAAAAGGCAGAGGUCAAUAGCGAAGCAUGUUCCACCUGCUACCCCUGAGUCGUUAUUGUCAGGCCUUUCCCACUAUGUUCGACCUAUAAGGUCAACUUUGAAAAUUGACGGAGAUGAUUAUAACAAUACCACUAGGACAAGGCCCAUAAACCUAUUUGUCGAAGCUGAUGUCACCAAGGCAUCUGCAUAUCGCUCACAUGUCUUAGAAUGCGCUAGUGAGUCUGACAGCGAUGUUGAGACAGCUACCCUUGAUAACAUUUGGACAGGGGAGAAUGAAGAUUCCUCAGAUGCUGAAAGCAUCGAUAGUCAAAUGGAUGACCCAUUGAAACAUGCAUCCUAUUUCACAGCAGAGGAAGCAGUAGUCAUGACAAGAAAUAAACUUUUGAGACUUCAGGUUCUUUACCAAAAACAAUUUGACAGGCUGACCCAUCUCCUGAGGGAAAAACGUCGUAAAUAUUUACAUGCUCUGAGGAAAGAAAAGGAAACGUACUCUUCGAUUUAUGACCAACCGAGAACAUCAGCAAAAGAAAUAAAAUUGUAUGAAAAGCUCAAGGCGCUCAACAGGUACCAUAAAAGAUCAACUGCUGAAUCAGCAGCAUAUUUUGCUAUGCUGGAAAAAAAGAUGAAGCAAGACCUUGGGCCAAAUUAUGUCAAGUCCUCUAUGCCUGGCAGCGUACAAAAAUGUGCGUUCACUGAAGGUGGAGUUAGGUGUUCACGAGCCACUAUUCCACUGACGAGACACUGCCUGAAGCAUAUGCUAGAAGACUCGAAUCAGUGUUUAUUCAGGGCUUGUGGCUGCACCAAAGGUGGAAAUGUUUGCCAGGACACUGUGACAGGUUUAUGCACGGGUGAAACUUGUGUGCUCCACAUUAAGUUAUCAAAUUUGCCCCAUUCCAAUUUUCCAACCACCCCUCGUGCAUUGUAACUCGGAUUAACUACUAGUAUUCUUCUUUAGUAAUCAGUAAAUAGUGAACACUUGUAAGUUGAUGCUUUGAUAGUUGUGACUUCCUCACCUUAAUCCUGUUGUGCUGUGAUAUAUUUAUUUAUAACUAAAAGCAAAUUUGGAUAAAAAUAACAUUAACAAAGUAAUAUUGAAAAAAGGAUUAUAUUAUUCAGAUGUUUGGAAUUUUAAACAAGUUUAGAGACAAAUUUGUUUCCCCUCUCCACCAUUCAGUAGUUUUAAUAGACAGAUAUUAGAAUGAAUUGUGGCCCAUAAUUUAAAAAAAUCUUAAUUCAAUAAGGCUGUAAGCGAGAAGUUUAGAUGAGGAUGUAAAAUACUGUCAAUUAAAAUAACAUCUUAAACUAAAAAUUACUGUUCCAAACCAGUAAGUACUGUAUCCUUUAUUGAUUUACAAGUUUAAAGUAUCCUUUCAGAAGGUAGAUUUAUAUGAAUAUACUAAUAGUACUUAAUCAUCCAUCUCAUGCAACCAGUCAGAAGCUUAAUUCAGUUUUCUGGCGCGCCAAAUUUUUGUUUAAAACAAGUCAUUAGAGUUAUAAAUAGAACUAAUUAUAGAGAUUAUUUGGUAUCAAUAAAAGGGUGGUAGUUAAAAAUAUGCAUUCUCUCAUAAUAUUCGUACAACUUUGUCCAAGAAUUUAAUUUUUUUUUUUUAAAUUUUCUUAAUUGUCUAUAAGGCAUAAAGCUAGGAACUAAUUAAAAAUUAGUGAAAAGUACCAUUUUCCAUUUCCUUGCAACAUUUAUAGCGAAAUUAAGUUGAGUAUAAUUUUAACAACCUAUUUCUUUGCUUCACAUUAUUUUCUAAUUUAUGUCAUAUUUAUACAGGGUGAUUCACUACUUGUACAAUAAAGUUCGUUAGGAGCUUCUAUACCCCAGAUGCAAUAAAAAAGUUCAUUUGAACUAUCGUCUAAUUCUCAACCCUAUCAUAGUGAUUCGACAUUUCAUGUUUUUUCCAACUAUCAUUGAUUUUCGUUGUAAAUCUAUUCGUAGCUCUUAAACUAUUCAUUUUUGGGGAACUUAAAAAAAAAAAAAAAUAAAAAGUGUUAAAUUUUGUUUAAGAAGGCAACCGUAGUAGAACUUUAAUUUUUGGUAAAAAAAAUAAAGCCUAAAACUCAAAAACUGCUAAAUUUAAAAUUUAAAAAAAAAAUUGCAAUAUGGUUUUAAAAAUUCAUGGUAAAGAUUGGCAAAUUUCAUAACACUUUGUUUGUUUGAUAUGUUUUCUAGAGGUAUACUCUUUUCUACUAAUUACAUUGAAACCAAAUGCAGAAAUUAUAUGCUAAAUGGGGGGAAAAAAAAUGGUGACGAUUUGAAAAAAAGGGGAA
Cimex lectularius (bed bug) is the source of this 2764-nucleotide messenger RNA. It is a transcript of the gene dgt1, whose product is annotated as KAT8 regulatory NSL complex subunit 2. Lineage: Eukaryota; Metazoa; Arthropoda; Insecta; Hemiptera; Cimicidae. The coding region runs from base 210 to 1412 and encodes 400 amino acids. The transcript has 8 exons. The record is from RefSeq and is a predicted model, not a curated record. Gene Ontology annotation, cellular component: NSL complex.